This is a messenger RNA of Selaginella moellendorffii, 3113 nucleotides long. RefSeq names its product alanine--tRNA ligase, chloroplastic/mitochondrial. The transcript is spliced from 12 exons. Gene Ontology annotation, biological process: tRNA modification; alanyl-tRNA aminoacylation. NCBI's taxonomy places the organism in Eukaryota, Viridiplantae, Streptophyta, Lycopodiopsida, Selaginellales, Selaginellaceae. Gene Ontology annotation, molecular function: amino acid binding; aminoacyl-tRNA deacylase activity; alanine-tRNA ligase activity. Gene Ontology annotation, cellular component: chloroplast; cytosol; cytoplasm. The coding region runs from base 21 to 3026 and encodes 1001 amino acids. The record is from RefSeq and is a predicted model, not a curated record.
GCUUUUGCCCUCGGCCCUCCAUGGCCACACAUGAGCUAGGUUUAGGGCUCGCUUCCUCCGCCAUGGCGAUUCGUACGAGCACAGGAAUUCCCCAGCAGCUCGCCUGGCACGCAUUUCACGCUUGCAUCGUCAAUGGCAAGAGCGCCACCUCGCUCCUGCAUCGGGCACAGCAGCAGCAACGUCGGCGGACGAGGCGGGCCGUGCUCCUCCUUGUCCUGCCGCCAAGCUCCCGGAGAUUUACAACGUUUUCCUCAUCCGCAACCAGCGUCGAGACGACGAGCAGCACACAGGAGCACGAGCACGAGCACGAGCACGAGCAGCCAGGAGUCAGUGGUGAUGCCAUCAGGAGAACGUUUCUCAACUUCUUCGCAGCUCGCGGCCAUCAACUUUUGCCGGGCUCUUCCCUGGUUCCGGACGAUCCCACGGUCUUGCUCACCAUCGCGGGCAUGCUGCAAUUCAAGCCCAUAUUUCUUGGACAGGUGCCCAGACGAUUUGCUUGCGCUGUCACGUCCCAGAAGUGCCUCCGGACAAACGACAUUGAGAACGUCGGUCGGACAAGUCGACACCACACUUUCUUUGAGAUGCUUGGCAACUUCAGCUUCGGGGAUUACUUCAAGCACGACGCCAUUCGAUGGGCCUGGGAGCUCGCAACGUCAGAAUACAAGCUUCCUGCUGCUCGUGUAUGGGUCAGCGUGUACAAGGAUGACGAUGAAGCCCUCGCCAUAUGGCGUGACCACGUAGGAAUUCCAGAGGAACGUAUAAAGAAGCUGGGAGAGGAAGAUAAUUUCUGGGCAAGCGGUCCAACGGGACCUUGUGGUCCUUGCUCCGAGAUGUAUUUCGACUUCCAUCCAGAGAGAGGGACCGAUGAUGCGGAUCUUGGAGAUGAUACAAGAUUUUUGGAGUUUUACAACCUGGUGUUCAUGCAGUAUAACCGGAAUGACGAUGGGAAACUAGAACUUCUUAAGCAAAAGAAUAUCGAUACUGGUCUUGGCCUCGAGCGCAUGGCAAGAAUACUGCAAAAGGUGCCAAAUAACUACGAAACAGAUCUCAUCUAUCCUAUCAUCCAACGUGCUUCUGAGCUGGCUGGAGUGAAUUAUACAGCUGCUGACGACCGGACUAAAACGUACCUCAAGGUUAUUGGUGAUCACUCCCGAGCAGUGGUUUAUCUCAUUUCGGAUGGAGUGACCCCUUCAAAUAUUGGCCGCGGAUACAUUGUGCGUCGCCUUAUUCGAAGGAUUGUUCGCAUGGGACGGCUGCUAGGUAUUCGGGGUGACGGUGAAGGGAAUUCGGAAGGAACGUUCUUGCCUAGCCUUGCAAAAGUGGUCAUUAGCAUGAGUUCUAACGUGGACCCGGACGUGAAACAAAAUGCGGGGCGUAUUUUUGAAGAGCUGGAGAAGGAAGAGCUACGAUUUGUUCAGACACUGGAAAGAGGAGAGAAGCUACUUUCUCAGAAGCUGGAGGAAGCCGCGGCUGCCUGCAGACGAGAUGGAAGCACCAAGCCAGUUUUAUCCGGGAAAGACGUGUUCAUGCUCUAUGACACUUACGGGUUUCCCGUGGAAAUCACCGAAGAAGUUGCUGGAGAGAAUGAUGUCCAAGUUGACAUGGCGGGCUUUGAGACUGAAAUGGAGUAUCAAAGGAGGCAAUCUCAGGAAGCUCACAACGUGGUCAAGCUGUCAGCUGGAGGGACAGCCGCAGAGCUUACAUCCUUGGUUGAGACUAAAUUUGUUGGCUAUACGACGCUCGAGUCUAUUGCAGAAGUGCGGGCAUUGAUUGCUAGAGGAGGACUUGUUACGGAGGUUCGUGAAGGAGAUGAAGUGGAGAUCGUUUUGGAUACAACUCCUUUCUAUGCAGAGUCCGGUGGCCAAAUUGGUGAUAAUGGACUGCUUGUCUGCCGGGGCGGUGAAACAGAUUGCAUCGUUCAGGUGAAAGAUGUCCAGAAGCUCGGUAGCAACUUAAUUAUCCACAAGGGAAUUGUUCAGCAAGGCACAAUGGCUGUCGGGAAUAACGUCCAAGCUCUUGUCGAAUCUAGUUUGAGGAGGCGUGCACAGGCUCAACACACUGCAACUCACCUUCUCCAAGCAGCCUUGAAGAAGGUUUUGGGGUCCGAAACUUCCCAAGCUGGUUCAUUGGUUGCAUUCGACCGUUUGCGGUUUGAUUUUACGCUGUCAAGAAAGAUGGCAGAGGAGGAAGUUGUUCAAGUGGAAGCACUCGUAAACGAAUGGAUAAGCAUGGCCGUUCCACUAGAAUGGAAGGUGAUGCCACUGGCAGAAGCAAAAAACAGCGGUGCUAUUGCGAUGUUUGGCGAGAAGUAUGGAGAACAGGUGAGAGUCGUUGAUGUUCCAGGAAUAUCCAAGGAACUCUGUGGAGGCACUCAUGUAAGCAACACAAGUGAGAUCCGAGGCUUCAAAAUCGUGCUGGUGGAAGGCAUCGCAUCAGGUGUCAAGAGAAUAGAAGCAGUAGCCGGCAAUGCUUUUAUAGACCACAUCUUCGCACGGGAGAAUGCUCUAAGGCAAAUAUGCUCCUCACUCAAGGCCAAGCCAGAAGAUCUCCCAGCCCGAAUAUCAGGCCUACAAGACGAACUCAAAGCUCUGAAAAGCGAAGCAACAAGCUUGAGAGCGAAAGUUGCCAUUGCCGAAGCCGACGUGUUAACAGGCAGAGCUCUCCUAGUUGGUCCAGGAGGCGUAAGGAUACUAGUUGGAGCUCUGGAAACUACCGACGUGGAUUCACUUCGUGCAGCGGUAGAGCACUGUGUUGCACUUCACGGGGAUCCCUCGGCAACUUUACUAGGAGCAUGCACUGAGGAUGGCAAAGUUAGCCUGGUUGCGGCCUUCAGCCCGAGUGUAGUAAAGCACGGGCUUAAAGCUGGAGCAUUCGUGGGGUCUGUUGCCAAACUCUGUGGUGGAGGUGGAGGGGGUCGACCAGAUUUUGCUCAGGCUGGAGGUAAGCUCCCAGACAAGCUUCCAGGUGCGAUAGAAAAGGCGAAGGCUGACUUGUUAGACUUACUGGCGGGCUUUCAACUGCCGUGAUAUAGCACAUACUUGUCUCUGCACCGUGUCAAAAACUGUAUAAAAUUGCUCACUUGAGAAGCUGCGCUUGUCGCAAUUGAUCUACAA